AUGCUAUCUGAUGUUGAAGAACCCUUGCCAGUACAAUUAUUUGUUGAAGGCACACAUAGACCACUACACAUUCCUGUGGCAUCACAACCAAAAGUGGCGAGAAUAAAUCUUAGUCUCCAAUCCCGUGACCAUGCAAUUGCAGCACAUCGUGCACACCGCAGUACUGGAGCAGAAAUUGCACUAAAAUUAUUAGCACCAUAUAAUAAUAUGAGUGCAACUCAUCUUAAAUAUAUGCGUGAAACUGAUAAAAGUAUAUGUACAGAACAACAGUUAAAACGAUUAAUUGAGAGAGAUAAUACCCGAUUACGUGAAAAUGCAGGCCCAUGGACAAUCUUAGAUCAAUUGGUUACUACUGAACUAAAAAAUCAAGAAAAGGUACUUUACUAUCAGCGGCAUAAUACCUCUGUUUCAGAAAACUGUCCUGAAUAUUACUACCAAUUGACACUAAGCGAUGAGUUGUGGCUUCAUCAAGGUCAAGAUUGUGGAUUUUUUUGUUUUGGAAUAGAUGGGAAAUAUGAUCUAAAUAAUGAAAAAGCCCCUGUACUCUCUAUGGUUAUUGAGGAUGAAGCUGGAUAUGGAUCACCAUUAGCAUUCGGUCUCAGUGACAAAGAAAAUUAUCAUUAUUAA
Ambispora leptoticha is the source of this 627-nucleotide messenger RNA. Lineage: Eukaryota; Fungi; Glomeromycota; Glomeromycetes; Archaeosporales; Ambisporaceae. The record is from the annotation of a GenBank genome assembly.